AUGCCCUCCGCCUCGCUCCUCCCCGCCACCUCCGCCGGGGCGCAGCUCUGCCCCACCCUAGCAACGCCCCGCGGCCGGCGCCGAUGCUGCCGCGUCACGGCCGCCUCCGUCCCACCGCCUUCCGUCGGCCGCCGCGCCGUCUCCCUCGCCGGCGUCGCCGCCUGGCUCGCCACCACCGCCGGCCGGGCAGAAGCCAGUCCGUUCGACAACUACGUCAAGAAGAAGAAGCUGGAGCCACUGGAGACGUACGUCCCGGCCGUGCUGCUGACCCAAGACCAGUUCAGGGAUCUAGAGAAAUCCUUGGAAUUCGAGAAGCCAAGGUUUGAUGAGAGUAGAUCAUUGCUUCGCUCUGGUCCAGCAUCAUCUCUACGUAUCAAUAUUCGGGCAGUGGCACAAUAUGCUUCCAGUAAUGGCCAAGGCAAAACUGCCUCUGAUGCAGUGGAUGAAUGCUUACGAGCGUUGGAAGAUCUCGACUCGCUGCUACUAAAGGCUUCACGGAAAGACUCGUCAGCAUCUGUUGAAGUCAUGAGGAGCAAAAUCGCUGUAGCCCUUGGAGCACUGGACAACCUCCUGCAAACCGUGCCGUCAGCCGUUAUGGAUAAAGGAAAGGCGAUUGCUGAUGCAUACAGGACCCCUUCAGAUGGUUAUUAUGAAGAGGGUAAUGGCGCAGAGUUGGAUCCCAGCCUGAAACAGCUGCAGGACAUUCUAUAA
Messenger RNA from Triticum turgidum subsp. durum (durum wheat), 711 nucleotides. The record is from the annotation of a GenBank genome assembly. Lineage: Eukaryota; Viridiplantae; Streptophyta; Magnoliopsida; Poales; Poaceae.